GGAGUAGGGGGAGAGGUUGUCGCGCUGAUUGUAAAAGAGAGGGACAAUAGGUCCUUUAGUCUGAUUGGGUCCCCAGGUUGGCAACACCCGAGAUGAGAGUGCACAGGAAGCCGCUAUAGAGGCAGCAUGAGAAAAUGCACGUUUAUUUAUAUGUAGAUGGAGAAGAGGGGAAACUUUACCGAGAGGCUAACAAGGGAGAGCACGCAUUCAAGGUGACUUUAAGAGAAAUUUCAUACCUUUAAGAAAAACUUCAGGCAAAGGAAGAGGAAAGAAAAAUUAGCAGAGGAGAAGCAGACAAGGCAGAAAUAAAUUUAAAAAAAGAAAGUCUGCUGCAGGAAUCAGAAAAUAAGAGGAAAUAACACGUGAACAGCACAAGUCUGUUCAGCAUCGCUGCGUUUCACAAUGGGGGUCCAAGUGCAUCUUCCAGCCACUGUAGGCAGCUUUUUGCUACCUGUGACCCUUUGCAUUUUGACCCUUCUGGCUCAAGGCAUCCUGGGUAAAUCAGGAGACGAGGAAAAUACCAGAAACUCUGCGCUUCUGCAGAGGGUGAAAAGAGGAUGGGUGUGGAAUCAAUUUUUCGUCUUGGAGGAGUACACCGGACUGGAGCCGCUUUACAUUGGAAAGCUCCACUCGGACAUGGACAAAGGUGAUGGCUCCAUCAAGUACAUUCUGACGGGUGAGGGGGCAGGUACCACCUUCACCAUUGACGAUAGCACCGGGGACAUCCACGCCAUCCAGAGGUUGGACAGGGAAGUGAAGUCACAGUACGUUCUCCGGGCCCAGGCCCGAAACCGCCUCACAGACCGACCUCUGGAGCCUGAAUCAGAGUUCAUCGUCAAGAUCCAGGACAUCAAUGACAACGAGCCAAAGUUCCUGGAUGGUCCCUACCAGGCCACCGUUCCAGAAAUAUCCAGAAUAGGAACGUCUGUGAUCCAGCUCACUGCCACAGACGCCGACGACCCCACGUAUGGAAACAGCGCUCGUGUCGUCUACAGUAUUCUGGAGGGGCAGCCAUACUUCUCUGUGGACGCAAAAACCGGUGUGGUCCGGGUGUCCUUAGCAGACAUGGAUCGAGAGACCAGAGAGAACUACACCAUCCUGAUCCAGGCUAAAGACAUGGGCGGACAGCUGGGGGGGCUGGCGGGGACCACCACCGUCAACAUCACGCUGAGCGACGUCAACGACAACCCGCCCGUGUUUGACCAGCGGUUGUAUCAGAUGAGCGUGCCGGAGUCGGCCCCUGUGGGCUCGGUGGUGGGCCGGAUCUGGGCCAAGGACAGGGACAUUGGCGUCAACGCUGAGAUGAAAUACAGCAUCAUCGACGGAGACGGGAGGGACACGUUUGACAUCAGCACUGACGCCACCAACCUCUUUGGCAUCAUCACCGUAAAAAAGCCGUUAAACUUUGAGAACAAGCCAAGCUACACCCUGAAGGUGGAGGGAGCCAACACCCACCUGGACCCGACCUUCCGGCACCGCGGCCCCUUCAAGGACGUCACCAUCGUUCACGUGAGCGUGGAGGACGUGGACGAGCCCCCGCUGUUCGGCUCGCCGUCGUACUACAUCGAGCUUCUGGAAGACGCCGAGAUCGGGACAGUGGUGAAGACGGUGUCGGCGCGAGAUCCUGACGCUGCCAACAACACAGUGAGGUAUUCCAUCGACAGGAGCAGCGACCCCAAAAAAUUCUUCUACAUUGAAAUCACUUCCGGGACGCUGAUGACGGUGCGUUCGCUGGACAGAGAGGAGGUGGGAUGGCACAACAUCACAGUCCUGGCCAUGGAGAUGAAUAACCCCACGCAGAUCGCGAGCGUGUCUGUGGCUGUGAGGGUGCUGGACGUCAACGACAACCCACCGUCACUGUCGCAUUACUUGGAGACGUUUGUGUGUGAAAACGCCAAAGCAGGACAGCUGAUCCAGACCGUGACGGCGGUGGAUCCAGACGAACCUCUGGGAGGCCAGCGCUUCUACUACAGCUUGGCUCCGGAGGCCGCCAACAACCCCAACUUCACGCUGAGAGACAACCAAGACAACACGGCGUGGAUCCUGACGCGCCGCGGCGGCUGGUCCCAGCAGGACCAGACCAUCUUCUACCUGCCCAUCUUCGUGUCCGAUGGCGAGCAGCCGAUGCAGACCAGCACCAGUACUCUGACCAUCCGGGUGUGCAGCUGCGACCAGGAGGGAAACGUCAUGUCGUGCAACGCCGAGGCCUACAGCCUGCCUGCCAGUCUCAGCAAAGGAGCGCUCAUUGCUAUUCUGGCCUGCAUCUUCGUCCUGCUGGUGAUGAUUCUCCUCAUGCUUUCCCUGCGGACACAUCGUAAAAAGCCCUAUCUCUGCGACGAGGAGGAGAACGUGCACGAGAACAUCGUACGCUACGACGACGAAGGCGGCGGUGAGGAGGACACCGAAGCCUUCGACAUCGCCGCCAUGUGGAACCCCAGGGAAGUGCACCAUCCUCUAGGCAAGAUACGGCAAGACAUGAUGCCGGAGAUCGAGAGCCUGUCGCGCUACGUCCCUCAGCCGUGCGUGAUCGGCGUGGGCAGUGGCGAGGACAGCAACGUCCAAGGCUAUGUGCUGGCGAAGCUCCUGGAGGCCGACCUGGACCCGUGCGCGCCGCCGUACGACUCCCUGCAGACGUACGCGUAUGAAGGCGAAGGCUCGGUGGCCGAGUCGCUCAGCUCGCUGCAGUCGGGAACGUCGAACGCCGACCAUGAGUAUGACUACCUGAACGACUGGGGGCCACGCUUUAAAAAACUGGCAGAGAUGUACGGAGUGCUGGAGACAAACACGCCUCCCAUGUGGUAGAAGGAGAAGAAAGGCAAAACACAAAUGAGAAGACAAAGCUGGGACGCCCGUAUUCUACAUCCGAAGGCUGGAUUAUCAGCAGCCUUGAAGGCCUUCACGCCUGCAGAGGCAGUCUGAGCUGGGUUUAAAUCUUCUUCAAAGAUGGGCUGGAUUUUUGGGCCUCAUGGGGCCCAGUAGAGGAACAGCUUCAAAGCACACGUUAACCCCCUUCUCGGGUCUGAAACACCCAGACAGAGCCCCUUUGGUUCAAAGUGUUUGAGCUGGAGAUAAAAACUCCCUACACCACAGAGAUGUUUUCUUCUGAGAGAAAAUCAGUGUUUUGAUGUGUUUUUGGUCCUAAUUUACUCCUUUGUUUCAACUUUUGUAUUUAUGUUUUAAUUUAUUUGGGUUCUUCAACUAGCACUGUGCGUAAACUUUAAAAACAUCACAUAUGUUGUGACAGUAGACACCUUCGGUUUGCUAGAAAGGAGCUUUCAAUGCUUCUAAAAGUCACACCCAUUGGUAUAAAUUACCAUUUGGUAUAAAUUACUGGAUUGGACAUUGCGUCACUAUCAUGUCAGUGAAAUUUGUAUGCACUGAGUCGCGAAUAUCAGUUGGGAAAAUGACAUGAUCACAUAAAGAAAUUUUAAAAAGAACACCAUGUUUUGAUAUUAAUUGUCAACACUAAAAAGAAGGAAGUAGGUCAGUUAUUCUAGCUUGACUUUGUUAACCAUAACAUUCCAAUGUGUUUCGGUUCAAUUAUCGCUAAAAUAAGGCAACCCACACACCAUUCUGACAGAUCAGUAGAGCAGGUGUGAAAUGAAGAAAACGAGUGAUUUAGAGUUGUUUAUCAGUGUUAUCUGCACUGGUGCACUGCAGCUGCUGUAAUUUCUAAAAGUUCAAUAAACGACAGAAGCUGAGCUAGAUGCCUUGUUUGUUUGCAGAAUGUCGCAAUAUUCUUAACAAUCAUCAAAAUGGAUUAAAUAUUUCGUAAAGUAAAGCAGCAAUUAUGUAAAAUUAAACUAUUGUCCAAGAUAAAGGAGAAAUUUGUUUAGUCCUCUCUUGCAUUUUGACUGAACAGAGAGAAACCAAACUAUUUACAAAUGUAUAUCUAGGGAGAAUACAUACUGUACAUAUUAAAACAUUUUCAGCUUUAAAUUAAGACAUUCAUAAAACUCAGAUAAGAAAUAAGGCCGUUUCCAUUUCAAAUGUGGGCUAAACUUCUUCAAUGUUCUGCUAAUGUCAAAAAACCCACAAUUUUGCAGCUGUGGUGAUUCCAUUAAAUGCGAACACAAUUAAAAUCACACAUGACUAACUUUGUUCACAGGAGAAGUCCUGAAAAAAUAUGCCAUGCCAUCAUCCUCCUACUACUUCUUUGUUGUUUGUUUCUGCCAGUAGUAACAUCCGAUUGUUGAUCAUGUGAUUCCUGUGAUGCAAAAAAGUAUUUCCAUUGCAGUUUUGCAAAAUAAACAAAUUUUAAUACAGACAAAAAAAUUCACUUGAUGCUAACGCAAAAACGUCUGAAAAAAAGUAUUUCUUUUUUCCAAAAUUGCCAUGGCAAAACCCAUGCCUUAUUUGGUUAAUUACCAUUAACCAAAUUUAUCUUUGUAAUUUGACUUAUGUGGUCAAUGGAAACGCAGCUGGUACGGCUUGUGGACAUGACUCAGUGCAUAGAAAUGGCGACACUUCCUAUUCCGGCUAAUAAAUGAUGUCCAAACCAGUAAUAUACAUCGAUGGUAACGCUGUAUUCUCAUAAGGGUCUUUGAUGUGUCUAUUGUGAUAUUGUCUGUCAUUUUUCACCUUUUUGUAUUAAUUCCCAGUUUUCUUGAAAGCAUAAAGAUGUUGCCAUGAGGCCGGGUGGAGGUUUAUCUCGACAGAAAUCUGAACGAGCACACGACCAAAUAGCCUUUCGUUUCCGAUCCCACCGCCGUGCCAAACGGAGUCCGACAGCGGAGAGGCUCCAACCGUCACGUUGCUUUUCUCUGGUGGAACCCUCCAACCGUUUGGGCUGCAGGGACACUGAUCAACCUGCAAUAAGUGCCAAAUGUAUAAAGAACAAAAAAGACUUAAGAAAAAAAAAAGAAUCCAAGUGAGACGGAAACACCAAAAUAUGAAAAAAGGAUUUUAGAAACUGAGAAAGAUGUAAAAAGUGCUUUUUCAUUAUUGAAUUGGGCAGAUUUACUUGAAUUCAAUAUGGUGAGUCAUACUACACUAAGUGGUAUGUGAAUGUAGAUAUUUUUUGUAUUCUCGUUAAUAAAAGCUUUUCUAAAAAAUGUUUGUUGUUGAACGAUAAUUAAGCCAAAGUUUAGAGUGAGCACCUCCAUAAAACACCACGAGCAAAGACAACAGCAGUGGUGUUAGGGGGCAACUGGGCAAUUAUUUGAUAUUCAAAAUGUACCCAGUCCAAAAAUACUUUAAUUAUGCAAACAAACAAAGAGGUAUGAAUUAUUAUUCCUUGAAAAGUUCUUGACUUAUGGUUAGCACUCUUUUGCCUUGUUAUGAAUGAGCGGUCUGCACGAAAUGAAAACAAAAAUGGAGUGGCGUCAGAUUUUAGCAGUUGUAGGAUUUAUCUUUUGUUGUUGGUAAAAGAACACGAGAUAUUUUUCCCGUUAGUGCUAGACUCUUACAUUUGUUUUGGAUGCAUCUACCCAGAAUUCCCAGCGCUGUAGUUCAUUUCCUGCUUUAGGAGUGGUCUCCAGUCUGUUUGGCGUUCACAUAAGCAUCCGAACUGCACCAGAAUUCACUUCAACUAAACAUAAACCUAUGUUCGUAGGCAGAUCAGAGAUUGCUUUUUUGGUUGAUUACGCAUUCAGACUUCCCCAAACAAACAAGACAUUUUAAUAAAAUGCAAUGGAGUUGGAUUAAAGCGGACCAAACAGGGCUAGUGUGAAUGCCUAUUAGGGUUAAGAGGUAACCAAAAACUUGGUUGGUUUUGUACUAGUCAAGAGAUGCUUUCAGAGUAGGUCUGAUCUUUAAAAGUCUGACAUGUCUGGAUUUUGAUGUAAUUUCCUUGUUUUUGCUACUGUACCCCAAUGACAAUAUGUGGAAAAGAAAGUUGAACUGUUUCAUAUUCUUUGAAUGUCAUUUUGUAGUUUCCAAACUGUCAAAGACGAGAAGGAGAAUCUGCACUUCCUUCUACUGUAUUCUCAUCUCUUCAGCACACAUCUCGUCAUUUUUCAGCACAUACAGCUCACAACCCAGAGCCUCUUUCCUCCUCACUGCCCUGCUCUGCACCAUACAGCAGUAUAAAUUAAUCCCUUACAUCCAGAUGCAACAGCACAGCAUCCUCUCCUUCACAUUUGCCCCGUUGUCGACGCCUCCCACGGCCAUUUUUAAGAAAGAGCUUUGCCACCGAAAGGCUCUGUGGGGCUAAUUUUGUCUUAAGCUCCACUGCUCUCCCUAACAGACAAUGGAGCUCAAACGCUUCACAAUAAUAAGAAGCCUUGCAGCUCUAAUCCUACUGAGGGUAAACCGCGGCAAACCCACUGAAUCAUCCCCUAAUGCCGAAUAGAAAAACACUUCGCUCUGCUGGAAAUUAGGGCAUGGAAAGAAAACUCCUAGGCUCUGGAGAGAAGAGCAGGUCAAGCCAAUCUGACACAUGAAGAGUGAAACGUACAUCUGAAGACCCAGUCAUGUCCUCCAAAUAUUCUCUUCCUUCUAGCAAACAGUGUAUUAGUUCAAACAUCUCACACAAACUGUCAAAUAUGUCGGUGGAGAGUUGAUGAUUUGAGCUGAUUAUGUAUUCAUAGGACAAAGGCAACUUGAGAUGUUUUCUCACCAACAGACUUGGUUCAAUUGGGGGACCAAACGGUUCUCUUCCACACUGCACUGAGUCAAACCAACCAAACUAACUGAAAAAGCUGUUCCUCUCCUUGCCUCUGUGGGUCGCUGCAUCAAGAACCACUGAAGAAAACAACACAAAAACCUCUGAAGAAGACAUUGACUGCAAGUUCCUUCUUCACAAAAUGUAAACAAAAAUGGAGUGGCAUCAGAUUUUAGUGAUUGGAGGAUUUCACAUUUGUUUCUGGCAAAAGACCAUUUGGGAUUUCCUCCGCUAGCGCUAAACUUGCAUGUUUGUUUUGGUUGUAUUCUCCCAAAAUGCCCAACUUUAUGACUAUUAGUGACUUUGUAGAGACAUAAAUAUUCUGUAAUUAUAUUUAAUUAAUGAAUUAAAUACAUGUCAUUUUUU
Messenger RNA from Xiphophorus couchianus (Monterrey platyfish), 6970 nucleotides. RefSeq names its product cadherin-20-like. The coding region runs from base 403 to 2802 and encodes 799 amino acids. The record is from RefSeq and is a predicted model, not a curated record. Gene Ontology annotation, molecular function: beta-catenin binding; cadherin binding; calcium ion binding. Gene Ontology annotation, cellular component: catenin complex; adherens junction; plasma membrane. NCBI's taxonomy places the organism in Eukaryota, Metazoa, Chordata, Actinopteri, Cyprinodontiformes, Poeciliidae. The transcript has 12 exons. Gene Ontology annotation, biological process: adherens junction organization; calcium-dependent cell-cell adhesion; multicellular organism development.